Bombus terrestris (buff-tailed bumblebee) is the source of this 3892-nucleotide messenger RNA. It is a transcript of the gene Edem1, whose product is annotated as ER degradation-enhancing alpha-mannosidase-like protein 2. The record is from RefSeq and is a predicted model, not a curated record. The transcript has a single exon. Gene Ontology annotation, cellular component: endoplasmic reticulum; membrane. NCBI's taxonomy places the organism in Eukaryota, Metazoa, Arthropoda, Insecta, Hymenoptera, Apidae. Gene Ontology annotation, molecular function: calcium ion binding; mannosyl-oligosaccharide 1,2-alpha-mannosidase activity. The coding region runs from base 217 to 2313 and encodes 698 amino acids. Gene Ontology annotation, biological process: mannose trimming involved in glycoprotein ERAD pathway; endoplasmic reticulum mannose trimming; carbohydrate metabolic process.
UACUUCAUACUAUAAAACAAGCUAGAAAUUACUUAAGAAUAAGUCAUUUAUCAUAUAUUAUAUUAGACAAAAGCCGGUUUCUAAUAAUUUUUAAUAUCUUCGUUAAGUAAUGCCACGUUUAAAAAGAUCGUUUUAUUUUAAUGCAUUUACAUAUACUGUGAUUAAUAAAAUUUCAAUUAAUAAAGAGAUAUAAACAUUCGCGAAUUGAUUAUCAAGAUGCAUCUUUUUGAUACAUGGUUAUGUUUUGGUUUUUUAUCUUUGGUAAAUGGGCUACGUGAAUACGAGAAAAAAGAUUUGAUUACUCUAAGGGAAGAAGUACGAUCUAUGUUUGAUCAUGCUUAUUCGAGCUAUUUAACAUACGCUUAUCCCUAUGACGAACUACGAUCGUUGAGUUGUGAUGGAUUUGAUACAUGGGGCAGUUUUUCAUUAACACUUAUCGAUGCUUUGGAUACCCUCGCUGUAAUGGGUAAUUUUUCUGAAUUUCGACGUGUAGCAGAAAUUAUAAGUGCUAGAGCAGAUUUUGAGGCUAAUAUCAAUGUAUCCGUAUUUGAAACUAAUAUAAGAGUAGUGGGGGGAUUACUUAGUGCUCAUCUUUUAUCACGUAAAGCAGGCAUUAAUUUAGAGCCAGGAUGGCCUUGUAAUGGUCCAUUAUUACGCCUUGCAGAAGAUAUGGCAAAACGUUUAAUUGCAGCCUUUGACACUCCAACAGGAAUGCCGUACGGCACUGUUAAUUUGAAAUAUGGAGUACCUGAAGGUGAAACAAGUAUCACAUGCACUGCUGGGAUCGGAACAUUUCUAUUAGAAUUUGGAACUUUAUCUAGAUUAACUGGAGAUCCAUUGUAUGAAGAAGUAGCUAUGAAUGCUAUUAAAGCAUUACACUAUUAUAAAUCAAAUAUUGGAUUAGUGGGUAAUCAUAUAGACGUACUAACAGGUCAUUGGACAGCUCAGGAUUCUGGAAUUGGUGCAGGUGUUGACUCUUAUUUUGAAUAUUUAGCAAAAGGCACUUUAUUAUUUCAAGAUCCACUACUAGCAACAAUUUUUCAUGAGCACAAAGCUGCUAUUGAAAAAUAUAUUCGACGAGAGGAUUGGCAUUUAUGGGUUUCUAUGACAAAAGGUCAAGUAACUUUGCCAGUGUUUCAGUCUUUGGAUGCUUAUUGGCCCGGAGUAUUGAGUUUAUUUGGUGAAAUUGGAGAUGCAAUGAAAUCAUUGCACAAUUAUCAUCGAGUUUGGAAACAAUUUGGAUUCACACCAGAAUUUUAUAACAUACCACAAGCAGAAGCAGGUACUAACAGGGAAGGUUACCCGUUAAGACCAGAACUCAUAGAAUCAGUUAUGUACUUAUAUAGAGCUACAGGAGAUCCUUACCUCAUACAGGUAGGAAUAGAUAUAUUAAGAAGUUUGCAGCAUAGUGCUAAAACUACGUGUGGCUAUGCAACUAUCAAUGAUGUUAGGGACCACCGAAAAGCUGAUAGAAUGGAGUCUUUUUUCUUGGCAGAAACAACUAAAUAUCUUUAUCUCCUUUUUGAUCCUGAUAAUUUUAUUCAUAAUUCUGGUCAGAAAGGAGAAAUUAUAGAAACACAAUGGGGUCAAUGUAUUGUAGAUGCAGGAGGAUAUAUUUUUAAUACAGAAGCACAUCCCAUAGAUCCUGGAGCAUUGUACUGUUGUCAUAGAAGUCAGAAUUUAUUUUCAGACCAAAAAGCGACAUUACGGAAAUUCAUUCCUGUAAAUGAUGUGAAAGAAAAGGAAAAUAUACAGCAUGCUUUGUAUCCAAAAGAUAUAAAAGAUACAAACGAUGAUAAACCAAUUGAAAUUGUAAAAUUAUCUGAAAUGAGGCACACUUCUGUAAAUAAUGUAGAGAAUGAUAAUAACAAAAAUUUAAUUAAUCCUUUGCCACUUAUAAAUGGCAAAGUAGAUGAAGUGAUAGCAAUAGAAGAAGAAAGUAAAAUAAACACAAACAAUCCUGAAGCUUUGUCCGAAAGUCUUUGUCAGGAAGAACCUGAAUCUUUGAAAGUACAAGUUGCUGCACCUCCUUCAGGAAUUUAUAAAGCUGAUGACAGUGAAAAUAUUGAUACUUAUGAAACCUAUACUACUUCUGAUGGGCAUUAUCCUACUUCUGCUACAAAAAAUAACACAGAAUCUUUUAUCAAACAAAACAAUAUAAAAUCGAGAUUUGAACCACAAAUAUUGCUUGAGAACAUUCGAAAAAAGAAUUUAUAUCCAACAAAUAAUUCUGCAAAAAUAAAUUAUCAGCUUUUAUCUUGCCAAUCUCAAUCAUUCCUACAACGUAUAUCAAUUAUAGGAGAAUUUUUUUAAUUUUAUAUAUCAAUUGUAUAUACAAGUGUAUAUGUGUAUAUUUUCUGUUAAUCUUUUGUCUUAAAUAUAAAUAUAUUUAAAUUAUUUUCAACAACCAUUAAGUUGUGACAUAUCAUUUACAAAUACAUGUUUAAGCGAAAUAUAAGUUGUAAAUUAAACUAACAAUUAACAAUAUCAAAUUUUUAGUUAUUAUAGAUCGUAAGAAGCAGUUUGAAAAAGGAAAGAAUUUUCGAUUCUUAUAUUUUCGUAUUUUCGAUCAAUGGCAUAAGUUAAUUAAGUUUGGAAUAAAAAUUUUAUUGUAUAUCGUAACAGUGACCUCGAACUUUCAUGCAUUCUAAUGAGUAAAGCUAACCUACACAAAACAAAUCCUUACAUAUCUAUUCAGUAGAUAACAAUAUUAUAUAUGCUCGUUAGUAUACUAUAUUUAUAAGACAUAAUAGCUUGGUAUAUGUUUAAAUAAAAGAGAGAAGCAAAGUAAACAAAUUGUAAUAAUUGAAACAUAUUUUACAAAGUAACACAAUUGUAAUAAUUAUUUAUCUAUGAUCAAAGAGGAAAUUUCCUCUCUGCUAUAAUUUAUAGUAUACAAACAACUUAUCAACUAUACAAAUAUAAAAUUAAUUUCAUGUGUGCAGGCUCUGUAUAAAUAUAAAUUUUAUGUUAAAUCAUAAAUUAAAUUAAAGGUAAAUAUAUAUUUCACGGAUAAAUGUUUUGAAUUUAAAGAUUGUAAAUUCUAAGCAUUAUAAUUAUUAAAAUUUGCUAUGUUAAAUAGCGAAAUAUCAUCCGGUAUAUCAAUCGCUAAAUGGGGAGUUCCAAUAACGUGCAAGGUUAGUGCACUUCUCAUUUAGCCGUUGCUACUACAAUUAAAAUUCCCCGAUAUAAAAGCAGAGCGGAAGUGCUGCGCCACGCAGGCAAUAUUAGAAGUUGAUCCAUGCUAGUAUAUAUAAAAUCCUAUGAUGUUAGAGAUCUACUCUGUUUAGUUACACAUUAGUAUAGACAAGAACCUAUUUAGUUCCACGAUACAUGAACCUAUUUAAUUGUACGGUUCUACGAGAAAGUUCAUAUCUACUUUCCUAUCCGAAAUAGACAAGUAUGAGAAUAACAAAAUCGCGCAAAAAUUAAACUAAUUGUAAGUUGCAUAAGAAAGAGAAAUUAGUUGUUUACUAUAUUUCUUUAGAGAAAAAAGAGAGUAUUCCCUUUCAAACGAUAAUGGAUGAGUGAAAUGAUGCAAUAGAAAAGUAAAUAGAAAAGUGGGUAUGAACUUUUUUGUAGAACCAUACAAUUAAACAGGUUCUUGUAGUGUAGAACUAUGAUCAACCAAACAGGGCAGAUCACUAAACUCAUAGGUUCUUGUAUAGCUAGUGUAGACCACCUUCAGCAUUUGGCCGCAUGAUGCAGCACCUGUACUGUGAAAUAAUAAGAACUAUAAGUAUGAGAACGUCAUUUCCUCUCUGAUAAAAAUUUGUAAAAGUCCCUACGAGGAUUCAGGGGAAACCCAUAUCCCCUCUUUCCCAAUUGCAUGAGCAUAUAUAAAGCAUUGAACCUGCUUGAAGACACAAUUAAUCUACCAAAGCACAAGAGC